AAGAGCGUCAAGAUUAAGAUCAAGGUUAGCGGUUGUUUUGUUGCUCAUGGUUCGUGUGACUACCUUGCGCGUAUGAUUGUUGCUGCUGCUGCUGCAAUAUCAGCGGGGUUGCACAUGCCCGGCAGGAGUGGUACUGCGUGGACCUACUCUGGGUUGAGUGUGAAGUAUCACUUGCAAGCUGCUUCUCCAUCAACCACACCAACAGUAGCUUCUCCAUCUUUCCAUGGAUAGAGGUCUGCAGCUUAGAAAUUAUUUGAGCACCUUUGGUUGGAAUUACAGCUUUUAUCAACUCCUGCUUCAGUAAGCUCCAUCCUGGGCCCGAUCUCUCCCUGUGUCUGUUGCCAGUCAACUCCUUGAAGGCACCUUUUUAAUCCCUCAAAAUCUGCUCUCCUAAAGUCAGGUAGGAAAUAGCCCCAGCAAACCCUGAGAUACCUGAACAAGAAUUUGGGGUGACUAGACCCAGUAGCACCACAGCACAUACCCAUGGAGGAGCAGGAACACACUUAUCUUCGACCGAUGGAGCUGUUUCACACACGAGAGAUGGUAACUGUGUGUGCACCAAUGGUACGCUACUCAAAACUGGCAUUCAGGAGCCUUGUGCGUAUGUAUGGCUGUGACCUUUGUUACACACCCAUGAUAACCUCGGACACCUUUCUUAGGGCAGUCCAAGCAAGGCAUAGUGACUUCACCACGUCCAAAGAGGACCGGCCACUGAUUGUCCAGUUUGCAGCCAAGCAGGGGGAGGACUGGGCUAGAGCAACGGAACUGGUUUCCCAGUACUGUGAUGGAGUGGACCUUAACUGUGGGUGUCCUCAGCGCUGGGCCAUGGCUGAGGGCUACGGGGCCUGUCUUAUACACAAGCCACAUCUGGUCUCGGACAUGGUGAGGCAAACCAGAGGUACUGUGUCCCAGCCGGAGUUCACUGUCUCUGUCAAAAUUAGGAUACAUGAUGAUUUAAGUCACAUGUACAUGAGUAUAACGACAUACACAGUCACCCUUUGCUGUACACACUCACACACACACAGGCGCACAGUGGAUUUCGCACAGCAGAUGGAGGCAGCUGGUGUGUCUUUCAUCGCCAUUCAUGGGCGCACUCAGAAGCAGAGGAGUGAGCCAGUGUGCACGGAGACAAUAGCAGCAGUGAAGGCAGCUGUGAGCAUUCCUGUGGUCGCCAAUGGUGGAGUGCGCUCACUGGAGGAGGCGUGUGUGCUGAAGGAGGUCACUGGUGCUGAUGGUAUCAUGACAGCAAGAGGAAUCCUAGAAAACCCAGCUCUGUAUGCUGGACAUACCCAUACUCCGCUGGAAUGUGUGCGUGAGUGGGUGCAUCUGGCUCUGUCCACUGGCACGCCUUUCACCUGCUUCCACCAUCACCUCAUCUACAUGCUGGAGCACACACUGACCAGAGCUGAACGCAGAUACUUCAACAUCCUCACCAGUACAACAGGUGUUCUGGCUUACCUGUCCGACCGAUUCAUGCUGGACCUCUGAGUGGUUACCAGUGUUACUGAAUGCUGCACCAGAGGUCGGAGUCCCGCAUCACUCAUGACCAGUGCAUCAUCAAACAGGUGAGCAGCAUUACCAGCACCAGCCAGACCCAAUCAUAUUAUGACAGCACAGAAUUUCUUAUAUAAUUUUGAUACAAAAAAAAGUUGUAGACUUUCUUCUUAUGUAAGAAGGCCACUGGCCAAGGGGAAUAAAAAUUUCUUUAAAAAAAUGCCCUCUCCAAAACCAGCUCCCAAAGUAAGAUGAAAUAGAAUGAUCAAAUAACAGGAUAAUUGCCUUGAAACUCUUGAGAGUCCAAGUCAUAGGAAGGAGGAAAUACUGAUACAUGAAGGGAAUUCCAGAGUUUACCAGAGAAAGGGAUAAAUGACUGAGAAUACUGGUUAACUUUUCCAUCAGAGAGAUGGACAGAACAGGGGUGAAGGAAAGAAGAGUCUUAUGCAGUGAGUCCGAGGGUGGAGGAGAAGCAUAGAGUUAUCAAAAUCAGAAGAGCAGUUAGCAUGAAAAUAGCAGAAGAUAAGCAAGAGAUGCAACAUUACAGUACUGAGAGAGAGACUGAAUACAGUUAGAGGAGAGGAGUUGAUAUGACAAAAAGCUUUUCAUUCCAUUAUCUAAAAGAGCAGUAUGAGUGGAACCCCCCCCCAUACAUGUGAAGCAUACUCCAUACAUGGACUGAUAAGGCCCAAUUACAGUGUUAACAGCUUGGGCAGUGAGAAAAAUUGGCAGAGAUACUCAUAACAUCUAACUUCAUAAAAGCUGUUUUAGCUAGAGAUGAAAUGUGAAGUUUCCAGUAUAGAUUAUAAGUAAGUAUCAGACAUUGAAUGUGCAGUGUAAAAGAGGGGAACAGUUGAGUGUCAUUGGAGAAGAGAGGAUAGUUAUCUGGAAGGUUGUGUCCAGUUGAUAGAUGGAUGAAUUGAGUUUUUUGAGGUAUUGAACAAUACUAAGUUUGCUCUGCCCCAAUCAGAAAUUUUAGAGAAGUCAGGCAUUCAGUGGGUUCCCUCCAUAAGAUGUUUACUUCUUGAACAGUUAGACAUCUUCAAAAAGUCAUGGAAAACUGCAGGGUGGUAUCAUCAAUGGAGGAGUGGAUAGGACAGGAAGUUUGGUUCAGCAGAUCAUUGAUGAAUAAUAGGAAGAGAGUGGCUGACAGGACAGAACCCUGAGGAACACCACUGUCAAUAGAUUUAGGAGAACAGUGACUGUCUACCACAGCAGCAAUAGAAUGGUCAGAAAGGAAACUUGAGAUGAAAUUAUAGACAUAAGGAUAGAAGCUGUAGGAGGGUGGUUUGGAAAUCAAGGAUUUGUGCCAGACUCUAUCAAAAACUUUUGAUAUGUUUAAGGCAAGAGCAAAAGUUUCACCAAAAUCCCUAUAAGAGGAUGAUUAAGAGUCAGUAAGAAAAGCCAGAUCAGUAAAGCUAUCUCAGCAGAACCAAUACUAGUGAUCAGAUAGAAGGUUGUGAAGUGAUAGAUGUUUAAAAAUCUUCCUGUUGAGGAUAAAGGAUAGAGGCAGAAAAUUAAAGUAUGUAGUAGGACAUUAAUUUGAGAAAUUAGACCAGUCACCUUUUUUUAUGAACAGACUAAAUGUAGACAAACUUCCAGCAAGAAGGAAAGGUAGAUAUUGGUAGAAUUGAAAAGAUUUAGAUUAAGCAAGGCACUACCAUGGAGGCACAGUUUCAGAGAACAAUAGGAAGGACCCCAUCAGGUCCAUAAGCUUUUCAAGGGUUAAGGCCAGUGAGGGCAUGGAAAAUAUCAGUGAAGGAUCUUAAUAAGUAGGAUGAAGUAGUCAGAGUGUGGAGGAAAGGGAAGAACAAGCCCUGAAUCAUCUAAGGGAGAGUUUUAAAGCAAAUGUUUGAGUGAAGACUUCAGCUUCAGAAAUAGAUAAGAUGGCAGUGGUGCCAUCAGGUUGAAGUAAAGGAAGGAAAGAUGAAGAAGCAAAAUUAUUGGAGGUGUUUUUGGCUAGGUGCCCUAAAUCACAAGGGAAGUUAGAUCUUGAAAGAUAUUGACACUUUAUUAAUGAAGGAGUUAUUGGUUAGUUGGAGAACAGACUUGACAUGAUUCUGGACAGAAUUAUAAAGUGCAUGAGAUUCAGAUGACAAAAGACUCAGGUACCUUUUAUGGGCAACCUCUAUUGUGUAUAGUAUGAGGACAGGCUGUGUUAAACCAAGGUUUGGAAGGUUUAAGUCGAAAGAAGGAGUGAGAAAUAUGUGCCUCCUUGCUGAGCACUGUCAUCUCUGUUAUGCACUCAGCACAGAGAUGGGUCUCUGACUCGGAAGCAGUAGUCAUUUCAAGGAAUAUCUGAAUAAUACCUCCUCAAAUCCUACCAUUUAGCAGAGGCAAAAUGCCAGAGAUACCUCUGCUUUUUGGGAACCUGACUGGAGUGAUAGGACAAGAUACAGAUAUGAGAUUGUGAUCGGAGGAGCCCAAUGGAGAAGAUAGGGUGAUAGCAUAAGCAGGAGGAUUAGAGGUUAGGAAAAGGUAAGAAAUGAUGACUGUCGAAAUGGGACAUUUCCUUGCUAGGAAUCUUGAAAAGAGAAGGCCAAGAAAAAGACAACCCGUCUGUGUAGUGCGCUUCUAAUGUCUCUCUCAACACUUCACAAAACCCGCACAACAUCAUGUUGUGCUACAGUUCACAUCAGCUUCAUGUGUUUACCCAAAAUACAGAAAUAAAUAUAACAAUGUCCUUUUACCCCUAGAAAUACUCACUUAAGACAUUAUAAAUGGUACAAUAAAUGUCAAUACCAAAGCUGAAGAAAUGUUGGAACCUGAAAGGAAAACGGCGUCAGCUGAUUCUAUCUAAGGCCUAACUAAGCUAAACGGAAGCCAAAUAUACUAAUGACUAUAUAAUAUUCGACAUCCUCCCCACCAUAAGGGGCGAAGCAACUUAUCCAAACAAAUACCUCGUACAAUAAGUAUCUAACAUCAUACCAUAUCAUACCAUAACCCAAUAGUUCCCAUAAACAAACACAACACAUGACCUACCACCAUACAUAAUAAAUGUACAACUUAUAAAUCUAAUCUGUGAGGCCUUUUAACGAGCCGACCCCUUGAAGUAUAAACAGCUACCUCCUCCUCCUCCUCCUCCUCCUCAGGAUCACAAUCUUGUACAGAGUCAUCAUUAGCUACACUUGAAGUUACAUCAUCUUGUACUGCCUGAUCAUGAAGUACUGGUUGAGGAGUUAUCACAUCAGUGUCUAAAUGAGGAUUUAUCUCUAAAUCAUGCAGGGUUUGAAUAGUCCGGUUGAAAAUGCCUUUUCCUGUCUUAACAUCAACACUGCGAAUCACACCGUCUCUACCGGGAUACACAUUAACAAUCACACCCAUGGGCCACCGUUGUCUGGGUACAUUGUCUCCUCUAAUGAGUACAACACUACCAACAUCCACUUUACAUUUCUGGUUGAAACCUUUUACUACAGGGGGCAAAUUAGCUAUAUAAUCUUCUCUCCACACCUUCCAAAAAUGUUCCAACCUCUGAUUUCUUAUAUUCUUUCUAAUGUACAAGUCUUCAGGGCUUAUAAUAGGGGAUUCAUCAACAUCAGAAGGUGUACAUGUGCUGUUCCUACCAAGAAUAAAGUGUGAUGGAGUUAGAUAAUGAUCAAAAUCUGGGUCAUCACUCACAAAGGUCAAUGGUCGAGAGUUAAUGCACGACUCAAUUUCUAUAAGAAUUGUUUCUAACUCAGACUGGCUUACAUACUUAACUCCCAAAGACUUCCUUAAAGCUAGCUUGACUGAACCAAUGAGCCUCUCAAACCACCCGCCCCACCAUGGGGACCUUGGUACAUUAAACUUCCACCUUGGGGCUAGAUGACCAAACACCUUCUGUACUUCUGUGGAGGCUGCAACAAAUGUUUUUGCAUUGUCGGAAUAGAAAACAUUAGGAAUCCCUCUACGAGCAACAAAUCUCCUUAUGGCCCGCAUACAAUCGACCAAUGACAUGGACUCUGUGAGUUCUAGAUGUACAGCUCUAAUAACAGCACAGGUAAAAAGUAACACAUACAAUUUUUUCCCUGGAUGAUCAGCACUAAAUAAAGGGCCAGUGAAAUCUAAACCUGUAACUGCAAACGGAGGUGCAGGGUUGACUCGCAGGUCAGGUAAAGGGGCAACAGGUUGACUGCAAGGACGGCUGUCGUGCCUCCGACAACUCAAACACUCUCUAACCACCGUCUUUGCCAUUCUUCUUAACCCAAUCACCCAAAAACUAGUUCUUAAUGAUGACACAAUGCUGUUUACACCUGCAUGCUUCAUGAACUUAUGUUGAAAUUGUACUAACAACUUAGAAAAGUGACCCUUAGGAAGAAUGAUGGGAUGUUUUGAGUUAUAACCCAGACUAGAAAAUUGUAAUCUACCCUUGAUUCUUAGAAUACCCUCUUGAUCAAGAAAUGGGUUUAAUUUGCUUAGCUUGGAAUGCUUAGGAAGAGACCGCUCACUGGAUAUGGCUUUGAUUUCAUCUGGGAAGGCUUGUCUCUGCUCUACAUAGAUUAAUUUUAAUUCGGCAAACUCUAGUUCUUCAGUUGUAAAUCUACAAGUUU
Molecule: messenger RNA, 6023 nt
Organism: Scylla paramamosain (green mud crab)
Lineage: Eukaryota; Metazoa; Arthropoda; Malacostraca; Decapoda; Portunidae
Gene: Dus4
Product: tRNA-dihydrouridine(20a/20b) synthase [NAD(P)+]-like
Exons: 10
Coding region: 484-1488 (334 amino acids)
Biological process (GO): tRNA processing
Molecular function (GO): tRNA dihydrouridine synthase activity; flavin adenine dinucleotide binding
Source: RefSeq, a predicted model, not a curated record